ACGUCUAAAUAUGCUAUAUAUAGAUAUUUUCUUGCAAGUUAUAAGAUAAUUUUAUUCAAGUUCUAAAAAGAGAUACUUUAUCCUACAAUAACACAGCAAGUUAUCACUAAAUUGAACAUACCUUAUAAAAAGACUUUAAAUCCAAAUAGUUCAUAUUUUGCAAAAAAGAUAAUAUUUAUCCCUAACAUAAAUGCCAUUUUCUGUGAAGAAAAAACCCAUAUUAUUGUUAGCAAUUAAAAUACUAAUGGAAAUGGUAAACACACAAGAGGUGUAAGGUAUUGGAUCAUUACAUUUCAUUUCUCCCACAGGGAUCUUUCAUCUUGUGGAAACUAUCAACAAUCACUUUAUCAGUAAUUUUGUCCAGCAGUCCCUUUCCACGAAGAAAAUUAGGCUAUAUACUAAUGAUAGGGGAGAUGCUUCCUUGUAUCCACCGCCCGUUUAGCAAAAUCACCCAUUUUGUCCAAAGCAAGAAAUCCAUGUAUCAUGGAGUAUAUUAUCUAUGUAGAGACCAAGUUCACGCUCAAGAGUCACCAUAUUUUUGUGAUUAAAAUCAUCAGGAUAAAGCUUAGCUAAUUUCAACAACUUUUCCUUGUCAAAAUAACAAAGUAAACCACUUGGGCUCAAAGCAGACCUAUUGGUGGUGGUGUUGUCAUCUCUUUCUUUCUUUAUCAAAUACUUAUCCAUUAUCUUUCUUCCUCCCUGUCAAAUAAUUGAAGGACUAAUUGUAAAAAUUCACAGAGAAAGCAUGCUAUCACAAGUACUAUCAGGCCAGCACACAAGUACUUCUAAUAGAAUGGUUUGCCGGAUUGAAUUGCAUAGAGAAUUCCCAAACCCUACAAAUUAAGCUACUAUUAGUGUGCCACACUAAUCCUAUAAUUUAUUGUUAGAACCAACAGUACAUGUCUGCAGUCUGAUAGAGUACUAGUACGGACGGGAUUGCAUAUUUUCACUUGAUUUGACAGAAAACACAAAGAAAUCAACUGAAAAAUAAGGACCAGAGAGGUCCAGGCAAACCAAAUCGAGAAGUACCUGAGUUUCUGUUUACCUACGGCAGUUUAGGAGUUGGGAUGGGAUUGAGAUGAAUAAAGGUUGGGGAUGGGCACUUGAGCAGAGGUUGCUGCUGCUGCAGACCGGACCUACGUAGACUAGCGGUCGCGCCGCGGCUGCCGGUGGCCGGCGACCAGGCGGUGGGGCGGGCAUCGGCCGACAAGCGAGUGAGCAGCCACCGAGCCACGAUCAACCCAUCCUCGAAGCAGGUGUUGGGCGGUGGCUGACGGUUCGCUUCUUGGUUUAAUCAAUUUUCUUGCUAUUAAAUCUCCUAGAGAUUGAAGAGGCAAGCAGCAGCCAGCUUCUCCUCGCGUUUAUCGCUGUGUUGGAGGACAAACAUGCAUUUGGUUUGCUUUUUUUUUUAUGGGCUUUUGGAGAACGGCCGAAGGGAGUAGGGGCACCAGCUCUAGCCUGACUGGGGGCCUGCUGGCUGGCAUGAGACAUUUAUACCGGGACGACAGGAACUCGAGUGGGGUCCUGGGCCCCCACUCAUCUCAACUUGCGUCCGCCCCUGAUUGCAGCUACGAGCCAUUUCAUGGCAGUUGAAUCGUUGUUCUUCCUUAGAAAUUAAGUGGAGAAGAGAACAAGGAACAUUCUCGCAGCGCUGUAGUGGUUAGAUAAGCCUGCGGCAAGAGAUUCACAAUUUGUAUGUUGAUAACUUUUGGUUGUCAGAGCGUGGAUGCUUUCCUGUCACUGAUGACAGGUUUGUAGUGUUACAAGAUGUAGAUGGAGGGGUGGUAGGCGGCGACAAUGACAACCCGUUGAAAUUAGGGCUACAAGAAAAGCUCGAGGCUCAUGAGACGCUCGAGAUUGACUCAUUUUUUGGCUUCACUCGAGACCGAAUCGAAAGGAAAUGAGCUGAGUAUGAGCGUUUUAUGUAGCUCGCUCGAUUUUAGCUUGACAACUCGACAUAGUAUAACUAUGGAUAAUGAUCAUGGUAUAUAUUAGAAGGAAAUAGGAUACUUCAUUACCCUACGCCGUGUAUGUGAUUUUUCUUCCUAAUGUCUGCAAGCAAACAUGGAAGGUUAACUAAGAAGAUAGCAAAUUUAGGCAUUAAUAUGGUACGUGGUCAAGCCCUGGACUAAAUGUUUGUUCAUGUGGUCUACCUAGUUGAAAAAAUUGCCUUAGACUACAGAAUUUUCAUCGUCUUAGUUGGCUCGCAACUGGCUCGAGAUCGUUACUAGCUGAGUAUAAGCCAUUUCUAUGGCCCGGCCUUUAGCCCCACUCAAUAUGAGUUCUGAGCCCGCUCAAAUUUUAGUAUGAGCUGAGCUGAGCCUAGUGUCACUCGCUUGAAUUCAACUCAUUUGCAUCCCGAGUUGAAAUGUUAGGUUGGGUGGGUGCGACGGGGUAGGGUGAAAGGCAGCUACCCUCAGCAGGUGGUUCACGGGAGAAAGGGCGUGCACUCGUAAUAGGCCUCAGCAGUAAUUAGAGGUGGUAGCAUCCACUUGCAGGCCCCUUUUAACUUCCUAAGUGUAGGCUGUUUUGGCAAGAAUUUAUGGAUUACAUCUAUUGCGGGUAUGUUACCAAAGAGAACUUGUUUAGCGUCGUACCAUCUUUGGAUUUUCAUCAUAUAGGACACUAAAUUAGAGAAAAUACUAGGACAACAAUUCAGGCUAAUAUAACCCUAGUUGAGGGUAAUACCUGGCAUCUGGGAGUGUUGAUAACUUUUUAGUAGCAGUGUAUUCUGCGAGAAUGUGAAGAAAAAAUGACAGCUCGUACUUAGAAAAUUAAAUUGAAUAAUUUAGAAGUUAAAUAUAACUGUGCGUAUGGCAGGCAACUCGUUAUUUCGUCCUGAUUACUUCAGUCACGUGCAGUCAUAAGUGGUAUCUUAAUUAUAGUUGCCAAACAGAAGAAAAUUGGACAAUAUACCAUGUCACUCUAUAGGAUAAUAAUUGUGUCAAGUUUACAUCAAAACUAAUUGGACAUGUUCUUUUAUAUUCAUGGAACUUCUAGCCCAAGAAACUGUGGACCAGAAAAGCACAAUCAUAAAUGUUAUUUCAAGUUUGUUAUUGUUUCAUUUUUGCAAUGAUUGAAUGGCGCAAUCUAUUGCAGCUGUUACUGUUCCUUUUCAGAUUUAUUUGGCCCAAUCUUCUAGACGUACCCUGGUGAUUUUAUUUUAAUCAUGUAUGGACAGCUUUGUGAGUUUUAGUGCCAUAUCAGGUAUGAUGUAAGUUUGUGGUAGGCUGCAAAAGAUGAAAUCAUGGUUAGCAUUAAGACUACCCACAGUGGGAGUAACAUGAGUGGUAACAUCACACAUAUCUAUGUAAAAUAGAUGAUGUGGCAGCUAAUUAAUGAGGAGAGAGACAAAUUGAGUAACAUCACACAUACGAAGACAAGAUGAGUCUACAACAUAAUAAAUGAAGUGUUGCAUGACACCACACAUAUGUUACUCCCCACUAUAGAGGUAGUAACGUAUUUUAUGUUUAGUCUCCACUAUGGCUAGUCUAACACAUUUUAUGUUUCUGGAGUAAGCGACUUCUCCCAGAAUCCUUUGCCCUCCUAGAGUCGUAGUAUCCCUCUUUACCCUCUGGCCUAUCCCUACCAUGUUUUAUCCAAACAUGUUGUUCUUGCCCUACCUUCAUGCUGCACUUUAAUUUAUUCCAAUGUCAGACUAGGGAUUUAUUCCAGGUAAAUACUUUAUUAACGGUGUGAGAUUAGUUUGUUGCUACAUCUGGGAUUAUUUGUUGUCCCGAUUUUUCAAAUAAUGAUGUUGUCUUUGCACCAUACCUGGAGCAUUUUGUGAAUUUUGUGAUGGACCUACUGCUACGUCUCUGAUGAGUGGCAACCACCGUGUUUCCGAUGGGAGUUCGAUGAUUGGAGGUAGAAAUAUAGAUAAGAAUUGGGGCAAAAAUAUAGGUUUUGCUUUACUUGUGCCUCCCUCUUGUGUGUGCUUGGUUGCUGGGUUACAUAGCUACUUUAUGCCAUUACUCUCAGAGAUGCAUGACUAGAAUUGAAGGGUGAAAUGAGUCUAAUACAUCAGGACGUUAUAUUUACCAUUCCUGAGCCCAUAAGGUUAGUAGUUGAACUCAAUUAGUUGACCUAAUCCACCUGUGCAAGAGCCCCACUUACCCAAAAAAGCUUUCGCCCCGCUUUAUAAAUAAAGCAAACGCAAGAGCCCCACUUUAGCCUGACUCUCUUAUCGCUGGCUACCGUUGCUAGACCGCCACUCUAUUGCCUGAUGUUGAGUAGCAUCCAUGCCAAAUUUGUGUGUGUUACUUCUUACCAAUUGCAGAUAAUAUUGACUUACCAUCGUAGAAACAGUAAUAAUAGUUGGUCAACCAUUACAUCUGGAGCGGGCAAAAACGAUGAUACCAGAUACAUGAAAAAUCCUAGCCUCCCCAACCGCUUCCGGUGGAGGUCGACCCCGCGAGGCCAGCUGGAUGGAGUCCAGCCCUUCCUUUGCUGGCUCUGGCGGCCUCCGUGGUCUGUCGUUUGCGAGGUCCUAUGCAGAGAGGAUCUCACGUCUCCCGAGCCAGAUUCUCACACCGUGGCCCCUCGCCGCGGCCUUCGCUUCGAGAUCCAUUGGUUUCCGCCGCAUGAGGAGCCCACACCCCCCUUGGGAGAUGGUGCGCAACUGCCAGCCACGACGACCUGUGAGUGCUACCUCAUUGCUAGCUUGGAGCGCAGCGCUCUGCCGCUCCUUCCCUGCCAUCCUCGGGUUGAGUGCGGGCAUGAUGUGCGUUGCAAGCGCUGCUGCUUCUAUGUUCAUAUUGCCCGGGCCUGCAUGCUCCCACGCACCUCCUCCUAGCGCUUCCACGCGGGCCAAGCGCCCAUGCUCGCAUUCAUCCGGGUCAUCUGCGUCUAGUGCGGACCCGCCCACGCCACUACAUCCGGGGUAGGACCCAGCAGCCCCAUGCCCCUGGGUCUGAGUCCGUGCCUCCCUCACCCCUUGGACCGCCGUAGUCAGGAUCUUCCAUCUUGCCUCGUUUGUUCGUGUCCACCUCCAAGGCACUCUCGUCCCGUCGCACAGUCACAACCAUGUCCGGCCACCCUUGUCUUCGCCUUUCGAGAGUGUUAUGCUUCCUCCCACGCUUUUCGGAUAUUGUGGCGGCCGAGGUCUCCCUCCCGCGUGUGCUGCUCACCAUGGUUGCGGCCGAUAACGUUCGCUCGCCGUGUUUCCGCCUCAUCCUCCACCCCUAGAGCCGUCUGGCCGGCGAUGAGCCCAUCCAACUCCUCUUCAAGGUCCCCCACCACUGGAGCCGUUUGGCGAGCCUCAAGAAGGUGACUCGCAUUAUUAGGGACUUCCUUUGGCAUGACCGGAAGGAGGCUAGUGCCGGCAAUUGCUUCGUCACUUGGCCUAGUGUGUGCCUCCCUCUCGCUCUUGGAGGCCUUGACGUCCGUGAUCUUCUACGCACUGGGAUCGCCCUCGAUGUGUAGCGGUGCCUGCAGAAUGUCACUCUUUCAUCUGUGUCGGAUACCAUUCAUUGGCGCUGGACUGACAAUGGAGUCUACACUGCCAGAUCGUGCCACCUUGCGCUGUUCAAUGGCUCCAUCCCUGAUCCACAUUGGUGGCUAACUUGGAAAAGCUGGGCACGACGAGUGUCAAAUUCUUCUUAUGGCUUGCCGAACAGGACAAAUGUUGGACAGCUGAGGACUUGGCUCGCCGAGGUCGCCGAGGCCUCCCUCACUCUUCAUGCUGCAUGCUCUGCGAUCAAGAGCCCAAAACCAUGCACCGCCUCCUCGUGGGUUGCGUGAUCUCCUGCCAAGGCAUCAAAUCCUGGCGUGGUGCGGCCUGACCACUACUUCACCGGACGGCUCCAAGUGCUUCCUUAACUGGUGGGCAUCGGCGACAAAAUCAUGCCCUCCGGGCCUCUGCAAAGGUCUAACCUUGAUCAUCGCUCUCUGCACUUGCUCUAUCUGGAAACAUCGCAAUGCCUGCACCUUUGAUAACCGACAACUGUUCCUCCCGAACCUGGUACACUAUCCAGGACGAAGCACUCACGUGGGCGAAGGCAGGUGCCAAGGGCCUGAAUAAUCUGAUCCCUGUAACGUAGACAUGUAUGCUAUCGGGGCUGAGCAACCCCUCUUCGUCUUCUGCUCCUGUGCAACUUCCUCCAUGCCUCUGUGUAUGUGGCUAGGAGGUUGCCCACACUGUAAUUUCUCACCCCUCUAUAAAUGGAAUGAUACACACCGUGCGUAUUUUGCGGAAAAAAAAUCAGUAGCAUGUAACACUAUAUGCUUGCAUGGUUUUCUGUUGGAAGGAGGAACAGCGACGGUGGUAAUCCGCAUCUACCCAACCAUAUAUCAUCCUCCCUCUCAUUCAUUUUAUUAGCCCCAUCCUAUAAUAUCUUCCAGCGUAGAGGUUCUAAAAAAACCUAGACCAAUAGAUGUGAAUAUUUACCCGUAAAAUUCCUCUUUUUUCCUUAGUUCCACAUUAAUUAGUGAGAAACCAUACAUGCAUGUCUGCAUGUGCACUUAGCAUUAGUUGGUGAGAAACCAAAUCAUCAAGGACCAACGGAGAGGAUGGCUGCACAGGCAAGGAGGGAACUAAUAGUGGUGGGCUUAGAAAUUGAAAUAACCAAAAUUUGGAGAUGAGACCAGAAAAAUGGAUCGGAGGGACCUAUCUGCAUGCCCCACAGAUUUGCUAGCUAUUCACUGGAAUCGGAGGAUUGGACUACAUUAGGUUUGAGGGUCGGCUUUUUAAGUAUACCUGCAGUAGACCGAUGACUCCAAAAUGGAGUGAGUGCCCUUCAAAUAGUCACAGAGAACUAUCUUUGCAUGAAAAUGAAAAUAAGGAUGGCAAUGUUUAUAAAAGGAGAAAGAUGGAUAAAGAUUCAAAUUCCCUUGUAGCAGAUGAAGAAGUCAAAGAACUGACAAUUCAAAGUUGCACUACCUCUGAAGAUCACUCUUCACUACUGCUCCUUGUUAUGAAUCCCUCAUAUCCAGUAUUUUCAAAUUUGACGGCAGGUAAGAUAGACCCUGUCGUAGAGCUUGAAGAGCCUGCUGGAGUUUCAUUGGAGCCAAAUUCUGGUGUGAACAAAAGAUGUUCAGUGUCAAGUAUGCCACCAUCUUCCGUUAUACUAGACAAAAAGGAUGCUUCUGUACGGUCCUCAUCAAAUAUACGCCCUACAGAAUCGAUAACAGAGCUCACAUCAGCAAGGGAUCUAUGCAUUGCUAUACUGAGGAAAGAUGGACUCAUAACUGAGUCACAAACUAGAAUCAUUUCAGAGGAAUCCACUGAUUGUAAUGCCAACCACUUGGUGACAUGCAAUACUUGUGGAAGCUUGGAUGUUCCACUAAAGAUGCUUAUAUGUGAUUCUUGUGAAGCAGCAUUCCAUUUGCCUUGUUGCAUCCCUUGUAUUAAGGUGGUACCAGCUGGUGAAUGGUAUUGUCAGCCAUGCUUGAAGAAGAAACCUAAGAGUCUUUAUGGUCAACUGUUAGAGGGCAAGGUCAGGUCUUCUGGGAAUAUGGACCAAAGGCCUCAUGGCAUGAGUCAUAUAGAGUACAUGUUCAAAGAUGCUGAAUCAUACGUUACUGGGGUUCGACUUGGUGGAGAUUUCCAAGCUGAAGUGCCAGAAUGGUCUGGUCCCAUUUCCAGUAGCGAUGGUUAUUUCACAGCGCCCUCUGAAUUUGAUCCUGCUGAACUCAUGAAACUGAAUUUCUGUUCAAAGAAUAAUCACAACAAAUCUUCAAGUUCAACUGGUAAUUGGGUACAAUGCCGUGAGGUCUUGAGCACAGGAGAUCCUAACAAGCCAGUAAUCUGUGGCAAGUGGAGAAGGGCACCCCUAUAUGUUGGUCAGUCAGAUGAUUGGGAUUGUUUUUGUUGUCUUCUCUGGGAUCCAGCUCAUGCUGAUUGUGCUGUUCCACAGGAGUUGGAUACAGAUGAAGUCUUAAAGCAGCUGAAGUAUGUAAAUGCGGUGAAGAAUCGGCUGGCUGACCGUAAGCAUAAGCCUGCUUAAAUGCAAGGAUGGCACAGUCGUGAAAUACCUCACAAAGGAUGUCAUGUAGUGAGCCAUCUGUUGUCAACACAAUCUGUUGGUGACUCUUCAUUUAAUUGACCAUAGUCGUCCUCCCCCUUUCAGUUGCCCACAUAGGUUUUGAUCCAAAAGAAUUUUACAAAAUGUUAACGCAGUUUUCGCAGCAGUGUACCGCUACUGAUUUCAGCCGUCACUGCCAAACAAUCUGCACCCAGUUUUGUUCGAUUUGACUUUUGGAUGAGAGGGGGCCAGCUAGCUAUGAUUGUCGUUCUACAAUUUUAUUUGAUGUUUGUAUCUUAAGAGGGGACCAAGUUGGAUUCCAUUUUGUAAUGCCUGUCAGUCACGUGUUUGCAGAAUCUGUAGAUAUUGAGUUCGACCGUGCCCCAAAGAACUGACAUUCUGCAUCGGCA
Molecule: messenger RNA, 8374 nt
Organism: Aegilops tauschii subsp. strangulata
Lineage: Eukaryota; Viridiplantae; Streptophyta; Magnoliopsida; Poales; Poaceae
Molecular function (GO): zinc ion binding
Source: RefSeq, a predicted model, not a curated record